Messenger RNA from Cuscuta campestris, 1584 nucleotides. Lineage: Eukaryota; Viridiplantae; Streptophyta; Magnoliopsida; Solanales; Convolvulaceae. The record is from the annotation of a GenBank genome assembly.
AGUAUUUUUUGGUGCAACUUUAAUUAUUGAUUAAUGCCACGCUUCAAAGCUAAGCUUAUUAAAAUGGACAUAAUUGGAUGGACACUCCCAUGCAUAAAAACACAAAUCCCUCUCUUACACAUACCCACCACCGGACCCCAUCAUCAUGCUUCCUUUCAUUGUCACCGUCUUUCUCCUUUUCCUCUCUUCUCCGCCGCCCGUCACGGCGGUUUCUUCCCACUGCGCCGCCGCCGCCAAGACUUUCAAGAAAUGCGCCUCGCUUGCCACUCAAGACGCUUCCAUUGCGUGGACCUUCCACCGCCACAACGCUACCCUUGACAUAGCCUUCUUCGGCUCCUUCAUUUCUCCCUCCGGUUGGGUCGGCUGGGGAAUCAACCCGGCCGCCGCCGAGAUGGCCGGAACCCGCGCCCUCAUUGCCUUCCCGGACCCCAACUCCGGCCGGCUCUUGCUCCUCCCCUACGUCCUCGACUCUGCCGUCAAGCUACAAAAGACUCCCCUCCUUUCCCGCCCACUCGACAUCCACCUCCUUUCUUCUUCCGCCACCGUGCACGGCGGACGCAGGGCCACCGUACACGACGGCGCCGCCAUCGAAAUCCGCGCUUCCGUCAAGCUCUCCCACAACAAGACAAAGCUUAUGAACUUCGUGUGGAACCGGGGGCUCUACGUACAGGGCCACUCUCCGACCAUCCACCCCACCGGCGCCAGCGACCUCUCCUCCGCCGUCACCGUCGACGUGCUCUCCGGCAAUGCCCCAAGAGUUCACAACCGCCGCGAUUUCUCGACGCUGAAAACCGCCCACGGCUUCGUUAACGCCGUCUCGUGGGGAAUCUUACUGCCGGUCGGGUCAGUCACGGCUCGCUAUGCAAGACACAUACGAUCUCUGGGCCCCACUUGGUUCUACGUCCAUGCAGGCAUACAACUAUCGGGCAUUGCACUGGGGAGCAUCGGGUUCGGGAUCGGGUUAAGGCUCGGGGAGCUAUCCCCGGCGGGGCGAGCACCGGGGAUGCAUCUGAAGCUUGGCAUCGCCGUGUUCACCUUGGGGAUACUGCAAACAACGGCAGUGUUUUUCAGGCCGGAGAGGACGAACAGGUUCAGAAAGUAUUGGAAGUCGUACCACCACUUUGUAGGGUACGCAUGCACAGUGUUAGGGGUGGUGAACGUCCUACAAGGGUUCGACCUCAUCGGAGAAGAAGGGCAGCCGCCGCCGUCGUCCUAUUAUGGCCUCCUCGUUUAUUGCCUCUGCUUGUCCACGUUGGGCGGUGUUUGUGUGGCGCUUGAGGUCAACUCUUGGGUUGUUUUUUGGCGGAGUGCCAAGGAAGAUAAGCUGAGCAGCACAUCUAGUAGCUAAAUAGCUAGCCAUGCAUUGAUACGGAGUAAACCUUUUUCACAAUAUAUUUUGGUACUAUUUGACAUUAUAUGUCCUAUUUUGAUACUCCAUCCGUCCCGAAAAACAUGGGACUUUUGAUUUUGAAGAAGGAUUUAAGAGGAGUGUAUUUUGGUAUUAAAUUUCCAAAAAUGUCCUUUGAUGUGAUGGAUAAAAAUAUGAUUUGAGGGAUAGAUUAAUAGUAAAAAGGUAUGAUGUGA